CGGAUAAUGACGCAGUGUUGGCAGCACACACCAGAUCACCGACCAAACUUCUCAACCAUAUUGGAACGGAUUAUCUACUGCACACAGGAUCCUGAUGUCAUCAAUACUGAUCUGCCUGUAGAAAGCUGUCCAGCCCUAGAAGAUGAAGGAAGUACAAUAAUGCGUCCAACCAGCUGUAAUGGAAUGACACCUCUUUUGGGCAACCCUUCGCUCCCAGUUAUGCUGGACACACAGACCAUGGAACAUAAGCUAGGUGAUUUUCCUGAGGAGAUACGGGUUGAAAAUCUGGUGAGCUGGAACCUCCGAGCUCCCACUCUACAAUGUGUUGGUGAACCUUUAGACAGUUCAUGGGUCCAAUCAAACCCAAACUCCACAUCAGAGACAAAACCCCAAAUGCCCCACAAACUAAAGAACAAAUCCAAAAAUCUCUGGAACCCAACAUAUGGGUCUUGGGUAAUGGAAAGCACCUGCUGA
This is a messenger RNA of Staurois parvus, 474 nucleotides long. Lineage: Eukaryota; Metazoa; Chordata; Amphibia; Anura; Ranidae. The record is from the annotation of a GenBank genome assembly.